UUAUUAUUAUUAUCAUUGAUGGUUGGAUGAAUGAUUUCGUUAUUCUCGUUUUUUUCUGUUUCGCUUUCGAUUUCUAUUUGUAUGGUUGAUGAACUUCAGCUAUUUACACUUGAUGGAAAUAAUUGGUUUUAUGUAGAUAAUAGUAUAGUACAAUAGGUGAGAGAUAAUAAUGAUAAUGAUAAUUAUUCCAAUUCUUAUAGUGAAAAUGGUCAAUGUGUUUUACAUGACUUGACAAUUCAUUCGAAUCUCACUGAUAAACAUCAGUUUGUUGUUUCGUCUCCUAUCUCAUUGUCAUCUGCAUUUGAAAUACCUAAUAGAAAUGCAAAUCAAACUUUGCCAAUCACUGACAAUACAGAGUACCUCAGUUAUUGUAUGUAUGUAUAAUAGUAUUAAUAAUAAUAAUAAUAAUAAUAAUAAUAAUAAUAAUAAUAAUAAUAAUAAUAAUAAUAAUAAUAAAGAUAAUAGUAAUAAUAAUAUACCUGCUAAUAUCGAAUUUAGCAGGCAGCUGAGCGAAUCGGAUUCUAACGAUUCCACUGUUUUUCCAACAUCGUAUUAUCAUCCUUCUUCCGAGUCUGCUGCUAUUCAUAAUGUAAAUGAUUCUAAUCAAUGA
Molecule: messenger RNA, 610 nt
Organism: Schistosoma guineensis
Lineage: Eukaryota; Metazoa; Platyhelminthes; Trematoda; Strigeidida; Schistosomatidae
Source: the annotation of a GenBank genome assembly